Spodoptera exigua (beet armyworm) is the source of this 651-nucleotide messenger RNA. The record is from the annotation of a GenBank genome assembly. Lineage: Eukaryota; Metazoa; Arthropoda; Insecta; Lepidoptera; Noctuidae.
AUGGGUCGGCUCGGCCGGAGCGAAACGAAAGCCUUACAGGAAUCCGGCGUGAAACAACCACAUCGUUGUGUUUUGUCCUUUAUUGAAACCGGAGACGAGCCGGCAGCAUGCAACGGGAGACGGACCUUGGUUCUCGCCAACCACCAGAGCACAGCAGACGUACCCAUGCUAAUGGCCGCCUGGAACCCAAGACCUGGAAUCCUGCCCAACCUCAUGUGGAUUAUGGAUAGAGUCUUCAAGUUCACCAACUUCGGCAUCGUCAGCGUGUUACAUGAAGAUUUCUUCAUACAAGCGAAUCAUACUGUAGAGAAAGAUUUGCCUCAUGAUGAUGAUAAAAUAAAUACUAAUACUAUUCCAAAUACAGAGACGCACAGUUGUCGACAAGACAGCACGUGCAUGAAAGAUUAUAACAUCAGGAAGCCGAACCUUUCUUUUUUCACACCACAUGAUUUUAAUGCAGUACAUAAAUAUGCAAAUACCAAAGCCAAUCUUGGAAGGCCAGCAGCGCACUUGCAACACCACAAGGGUGGCACUGUGGUGGCACUGUGGGCCGGUGGAAGCAUGGGGGAGGCCUUUGUCCAGUCCAGCAGUGGACGUCUUCCGGCUGAUGAUGAUGAUGAUGAUGAUGACUUGCAACACCAGAGAAGUUGA